Messenger RNA from Photinus pyralis (common eastern firefly), 7397 nucleotides. RefSeq lists its product as uncharacterized. The record is from RefSeq and is a predicted model, not a curated record. NCBI's taxonomy places the organism in Eukaryota, Metazoa, Arthropoda, Insecta, Coleoptera, Lampyridae. The transcript has 14 exons. Gene Ontology annotation, molecular function: polyamine oxidase activity. Bases 2873 to 7327 code for a protein of 1484 amino acids.
ACUAAGAACGAUUUAGUUUUGGUGUUCGGUGGAGGUAACGACGAACUUUUGGGUGUACUUCUUCGCCUCCUCCUCAUUGUAGAACUGCAAGUGGAAUUUUAAUUAUUUAAUACUGAACUGGCGCCGAGAUUCUUACGAUUUCCGGUGGUGCCAAGUGCUCAGGACGAGACAUUUUACAAACUUUAUUUAUUUAUAUGUGGUAACAUAACCUAAAAAAAGCACGUGAAAUUAAUUACAGGAUGUGGUUACUACAGCGGCACCGAUUUAUUAGACUAGUCUAUGUUGAUCAUAGGUGGCGCUUGCGUAAAUGUGGAAUGUGGAAGGAAUACUCGUGUAUGGCGCUGGGACGCUUUGGGAAGGCUACCUGGAAAUUAUAGAUAAAGAUCUGGUCCGGAAACUUUUAAUGCUGUUCAGAAAGUUCUUUUUAUCGACUUCUUAGUCCUCUUCUUGGGAGUUUUUUUAGUGCACUUUCACUUUUAAAAAAAGUGCUCUUUACGCCUGUCUCUGUCUGUUUGCCUGAGUCACAAAGGCUCCGUAGUUUUCCGUAGAACUCGAUUUUCGGGUGCUUUUGAGCACGAAUUCAGUGAAUUUCGAAACUUUCUACUGUCAGUGCUGGGCACGCCUUAGACACAUCGGGUGAGGAUUUAGUAAAAACAGGACAGCGUAAAUGAUGGCCCAAGAAUGGAUUUCGAUCGCCCCAACGAUUUCUUGUGCGUUUCAGAUUUUUUCGAAAACUUAGGGAUUUUGGAUUUUUUCCCGAAACAAAAAAUCUCUAUUGUCUCUAGAAGCUCUAGUUUUUCUCGUCUUUUUUGCCUCCUUUACCUCUUCAACCAUCUUAGCCUCUCUUUAUUGUUUAUUGUCCCUCUUGUUCUAGGCCCUCAAUAGGCUUACGCCCAAUUACAGAGUGAUCCACAUAAUGCUUUUGAGAGGUACCACUGCAGAAGGUCUUAAGUUGUUCUAUACUUCUCCGGUAUCUACCUUAGUCAUUAGGAAAACUGCAGAAAAGUCCAACUCUCUACCACUGAGGUACAUCGUCGGUCACUCCCUUUCAUUGUUUCUAGAUCCCUUAUAGCCAGUCUACUAGUCCCUUUCGCGUAUAUAUUAUGUAAACUGUUGGUUCACCCUGUAAGAUGCAUUUCAAUUAUUUUUUAAGCGUAAAUGUGGUUGUUUAUUUGAGAUUAAACACACUGUCGAUCAUUUGAUGUGUCGUAAUUAUUUUGUAUCUAUUUAAUGUUCUAAAUUUGUUUAAAUAAUCGUCUAGCAUUUUGUUUAUUUAAUUGUAGAGUAGCUAUUUCGUAUUAAAUGAUUCUUUUGCCGGUCGUUGCGAUAAGAAAUUUGUUACCGCUGAUUAAAUUUCAAGAUAAGCACGUGUUAUUACCGUAAGAAAACACAUGUGUCGGAAUUCAGUCAGUGAGAACUGAAACGAAAAGGGUAGGAUGCUUUAAAUACAUGAAGCAGAUGUGACUAGGGAUUCGUUUUAGUGGUGAACGUUAAUUGGUUUUUUAUGGCUUGGUGGACGUUGCAACGUAGCCGGUUUCUUUGGUUUGGUGUUCGGCAGUUAGCCGUACUUAAGUGUAUUUUCGCAAGACAGUCAGUCGUGCCAGUUGUAAAGUUCGUUGUACAGAAAGUUAAGGAUUAUUUAGGCGAGCGGUAUAAGUCGAAAUCAAGAAGUGAAGUACCGAAGAAGUUAGUCGGAGUGUUCAAAGAGCCAAUUUUGUAAUUACAACGCACUUAGUGUUCAGGUACAAUUAAAGUAAAGAAGAGAACUUUAGAAGCAAUAUCACCUGGUGUUUGUGCAUCAGUUAAAGACAAUCGAAAUUGAUCGGGUGCAAGGAUUUUUAACAUUUUAAGGUAAUUCGCAUUUCUUUUAACUAAUUUCUUCUAUCGAUUGCUUGUACGUGGUAUGUGUCUAUGCCUAUUUUUUCAUCUUAAUUGAUUUUGUCGAAUAAAAAUCAUUUCGCAUUUGCUUAGUACCUGGAGUUUAAUUGAACUGGGUGGGUGGUUUAGUGACGACCAAGAAAAAUAGGACUGAGGCAUAGAGGGCGAUAGCCAGGAAGCGCCGGCUCCAGGAUGAAACCUCGAGUCAAGCAGGCCCUGCACCAAAGCCUGGGUCCUGGCUCAAAGGGCAACCCGACGUUAGGGACCAAGUGUUUCAGAUUGAAGGGAAGCACUUCGGGGCUUGGCUCAGGGUACCCUGCGAAGAAGCCUAGAGGCUCUGGAGCCCCAAUAGUUGCGGGUGCACUACGAACCUCUAGGUAAGUCGCUGCGGCGGGGCUCAGGGUGGCCAUUGUUCCGGUAUCGCAUUCGGAGGUGGAGAUCACUGAGCCUCAGUCGAGGUGAAUUAUGACGGCAUUGAAUGCAGUUGACGACAUGGAGGGGGGAGGCUUUCCUCGGCUGGCAGGGUCCCGCUGGAACCCGCAGGGUGCCAUUGUGGGCAAAUGCGAGGACUUUGGACUGCUUGGAGAGGACCGUCUGAAAGUCCAGAGGCACGUCCCUAGGGUAAUCAAGGUGAUGGUGGUGUUAUACGGCGCCCCGGAUGACACGGUCAUCAUCUUGAAGCUUCUCCAGAGGCAAAAUCAUGGUUUCAGGACGAGCCUAUGGAGGACGUUCUUCCGCAGGGAGUAGCCUGGUAGGGUCCUCCUCGUAUUUGGUGUCGACCACUCGCGUCGGGAUUACUAUAUAUACUACCGGCGCCGGAAAAAGGGACGGAGGUCACGCUUAAACAUGAAAUCUGUAGAUAAAUAAAUAAAUGUGACAUAAAUAAACAACAGUUUAUCUGAUUAAGCACUUGACCUUCCCUAUCAUAAUGGCGCAAUUACCCACACGGGACGACGUUUGGAUGUAAUAGAAGAUAUACCGUUUACAAUCAAUCAUGCGUUUGCUUCUGCACCUCGUGUGUACGUUACUCCUUCUCUCUUGCGCUAACUGCAUCGACGACCCUGGCGUCGUAAUAAUCGGUGCCGGCGCCGCCGGCAUAGCGGCCGCCAGCCGACUCUACAAAAAUGGUUUCAAAAAUCUUACAAUAUUAGAGGCCGAAGACAGGAUCGGCGGAAGGGUUUACAGCCUGAAGCUUGGAGACGCGUACAUCGACCUGGGGGCGCAAUGGUGCCACGGUGAGAAGGAUAACGUGGUCUACGAGUUGGUCAAGGAUUUAAACGUGCUAAAUGACGACUUCUUCGUUCCGCUAUUUUAUCACUCGAAGCGGAAGCUCAUCGAUACCGAAUUCGCUGUCAAAAUGACCGAGAUAUUUGAGACGACCUACGGAAAUGUGAGUACUGAUCAGAAAGGGCCCUUGGGGGAGUACCUCACCACGAGGUACAACGAGGCCACGCGUGACGCGUGGAAAGACGACGAAGAUAAACUGGCGUUGGCCGCCGACUGUUUGCAUUCGUUCCGGAUUUGGGUGGAAGGAUACGAAGCGGCGUUCUCCUGGUUUGAUGUAGCGGCCAGUAGCAUCUACGAGGUGUGCGAGGGUAACUCGGCGCUCGGUUGGAACGGGCUGGGGUACAAAACAAUUCUCGACGUCCUGAUGGAGAAAUCAGCCAAGUCGAUUACUGACAAAGUUCUCCUAAACCACGUGGUAAAGCAAGUCGUCCGGAGCGAUUCCAAGGUUGAGGUGAAAUGCACCAACGGCGCCAGCUUUACCUCGGACCAUGUCAUUUGGACGCCAUCUCUCGGCGUCUUAAAGCGCGGCUACAAAACUUUGUUCACACCACAGCUCUCCGGCGAGAAAGUACAGGCCAUCCAGACACUGGGCAUGAAUGCUGUUUUAAAGGUCGGCCUGUAUUUCCCCACGAAAUGGUGGAACGACGACUUUAGAGGCGUGGUGUUUUCAUGGGCAGCAAGCGACUUGCAAAAAUCAGGGGAGGCGUUCCCAUACGGUCCCAAAACUGGGAACAAAUCGUGGAUUACCACGAUAAUAUGCGUGACUUCAGUUCCAAAAAGUCCAAACCUGCUCCUGGCGUGGCUUGCAGGUGCGCUUGUUCCAGAAAUUGAAAAAACCUCGGAUGAGACCAUCACAGACGGAGUCAUCUACACGUUACGCGAGUUCAUGGGCGAGGACUACCCAAAUAUCACUCGACCGGACAGAGUCAUACGGAAGAAUUGGUACAUCGAUCCUCAUUUCCACGGCACGUACUCGUUUGAGACGGUGGAGUCUCGAAAACUGGGCAGGCCGCAGGCGGAGGUCCUUGGGGAGCCCAUCCUAUCGGAUGAGGGAAAACCGAUCUUGCUUUUUGCGGGAGAAGCUACAAAUCCGAGACACCACUCGACUGUCCACGGGGCGAUCGAGUCGGGAUUCAGGGAGGCGGAUCGUUUAAUUGAACUUUAUCGAAGAUUUUACUCCCCCAAGGGGAAGAUUCGAGCAAUUCAAACCUUGGGAAUUGAGGCUGUUUCGAAAAUAUUCUUCCAUUUCCCCGCCAGAUGGUGGGAGACCGUGUUCGAAAGUGUUGCAUUCGUAUGGACACAAGCCGACCUGCAGACUGCGAGCCUGGAAUAUACGGACGAGCCCAAAAUUGGUAACAGAUCGUGGAUCACCACAAUCCACUGCAUCCACCCACUCCAAAGAAACCCCAACGUGCUUUCGGUGUGGUUCCUCGGCCCGCUGGUACCGGAAAUCGAGCGGCUGUCCGACGAGUCCAUCAUCAAGGGCGUGAUGCACGUCUUGCGAAAAUUUCUGUCGGAGGAUUACCCGACCAUCUCGCGCCCGGAUCGGAUUAUAAGGAAAAAGUGGUACUCGGAUCCGAACUUUGGCGGUAGUUACUCGUUCGAAACCGUCGAGUCCCGAAAGCUUGGCCGAUCUCAGGCGGCGGUAUUGGCCGAACCGAUCAGCGCGUCGGAUGGGAGACCGGUUAUUCUGUUCGCCGGGGAGGCGACCAGCACGAAUCAUUACUCAACAGUGCAUGGAGCUAUUGAGACGGGGUUUAGGGAGGCGAAUCGCAUUAUUGAUUUUCAAGGUCAGUUAAGGUCUUGCCACGCAGUUCUCGGCACGGUCGCUAUUCGUAUAGUUUCCACAGUCUCGAUAGUGCUCAGUGGACAAAGCUCCAGACCCGGACGGCGCGGCGUGCCGGGAGUAGUCGUCAAGGGUCUGGCGUUAGAGAAACCUGACAUGGCGGCGAUGCUAUUUACCAAACUUAUUAUCAACGGUUGUUAUCCCGAAGGCUGGAAGCGAUCUUUAGCUCUCUGUGGCAUAUGUUUCUGGCAUGAGCUACUCAUCAGUAUCAUCCACGUUCUCCAGAUCUUCGGACUACUUCCUGCAACCUUCCGUCGUCCAUUCUGCGCGCAUUCCACCUUGGGUUUGCGGUUUUCCUCCAGAGGUUUCCAGGAUUUCUCACUCGCUUACUAUCACCUGGAGCUCGUCCGCAACGAAGGUGACGUCUGCCCUCUUCCUCCGAACUUGGUUGCGUAUGGCGACGAAUUCCAAUUCCUCCGUCCACUCCAUAAUCAACCACCCCCUCCGGUAGGCCACCAUGCUACCCCAAUCGCCGCCUUCCGUAGAAUAUCUGUGUCUUUGCCGUCGCUGACCGUUAUCAAUAUCUUCUUUCCGUCACUCGCUUUGGCGACCCCCUUCAUGGCCUCGUACACCUCAUGUACCAUCAGUCGCGGGUCUACACAGUUCUCCCCAAUGAAUCCUUUGAUCUCUUUGGAUAUGCGCUUUCCUCCAAAACCUCAACAGAAGGUCUCGGUCGUGUCCGUGGCCCAUCCGUCAAAACGUCCAUUCCGCGAAGGUGUGACCGUAGCCGACCAGUGUGCAAUUAUUGCUAAUUUCCAGAUUGCGUCAUUUCAUUGGCAGGUAAUCGAACCGACCUUCACAUAUUAUUUUCAGUUUGCGUCGGUGGAUCAAUUUUGUAACGUCCACUUUAAUCUUCAUCCAAUGCGUUCGAUUUUAGCGGUACUAAUUGCUCUCCUCUCGUCCGUUGAGUGCCGUAAAGAACCCAGCAUUGUAAUUAUUGGUGCUGGAGCCGCCGGAAUUGCUGCGGCAAGUACUUUGAGCCGUCAUGGAUACAAGAACGUCACGAUUUUGGAAGCGGAAGGUCGCAUCGGAGGUCGAAUCUACAGCGUGCACUUUGGAAAGUCGCUGGUCGACCUGGGGGCACAGUGGUGUCACGGCGAGAAAAAUAACGUGGUCUACGAAAUGGUGCGUGACUUGAAACUGCUGAAGGACGAUGAUAUUUUGCCGGAACUGUACCACUCGACCUUAAAGCGCGUCGACUCAAAAUUUAACGCCCGACUAAACAGCUUAUUUGAAGAUAUCUACCUCGACGAAAACUAUGGGGCUGAGGGAUCUCUGGGAGACUUUUUGGCUAAGAGGUACAAAGCUGAGAUACGCAAAAUCUGGAAGAGCGGUGAUAAACUGGCGUUGGCAGAGGAGUGCCUGGACCUGUUCGAACGGUACGUAGAGUCUGAGGAUGGGUCGUUCUCAUGGUCCACGGUAGCAGCCAGCGGAGACUUUGAGACUUGCGAAGGAAACCUGGCGCUUGGUUGGAAUGGCUUGGGUUACAAGACGAUUUUGGACGUUUUAAUGCGUCAGGCUUCCGGACCGAUUGAGUGCAACAUCGCCUUAAAUAAAUCGGUUACUGGAAUUUCACUGGAAUCGGACAAGGUCCGCGUGAGCUGCUCAGAUUUGAGUAGCUACACCGCCGACCACGUCAUUUGGACCCCCUCCCUUGGCGUGCUCAAGCAUCUCCACGCGAAUGUUUUCAAACCAAACCUCCCCAAGGAGAAGGUUCGAGCGAUUGAGACCUUGGGAAUUGACGCCGUUUCGAAGAUAUUGCUCCAUUUUCCCGCUAAAUGGUGGGAUGCCGAGUUCGAAGGUGUUACAUUCGUAUGGACUCCAGCUGAUUUGCAGAGUUCCAGCCUGAAAUAUCCGGAGGGGCCCAAAAUUGGCAACAGAUCGUGGAUUACCACAAUUUACUGUAUAAUCCCACUCCAGAAGAACCCCAAUGUCCUUUCUGUGUGGUUCAUCGGCAAACUGGUACCGGAAAUCGAGCAGCUGUCCGACGAGACCAUCAUAAACGGCGUGAUGCACGUGAUGCGACAAUUUCUAUCGGAAGAUUACCCGAACAUCUCACGCCCAGAUCAGCUUAUAAGGAAAAAUUGGUACUCGGAUCCCAAUUUUCGCGGCACUUACUCGUUCGAAACCGUCGAGUCCCGAAAGCUUGGCCGAUCUCAGGCGGCGAUCUUGGCCGAACCAAUCAAAGUGGCCGAUGGGAGCCCGGUUAUUCUGUUCGCCGGAGAGGCUACGAGCACGGUUCAUUACUCAACGGUGCAUGGAGCCAUCGAGACGGGAUUUAGAGAAGCGAAUCGCAUUAUAGAGUUAUAUAAGUGAGGUUUUAGACCUAUUUCUUGUAAGGUGGCGGGUGUGCGUUUUGGGUAAUCUAAUAAAGGUCUUUGGUUAA